GAGCGUACACUUAUACGUGCAGCAUCUGUGCGAUUUAAUAUACUUUUCGCGAGUGCGAAGUUUCUCGGUGACUCGUAGACUUUGUAUGUAAAAGCUCGAUCUGUCCUAUGGUCGCCGAUGUCGCUACGUUCCGAAAUCUAUAGAGGCAGAGAGUAGCAAUUCCAGCUCACGUUAGAAGAGUAAGAAAAAGUACGGCGUCCGGAUGCAUCGCAGAGGGAGAAUCUUGUGCAAGGGUCGUGAAUCGGCUUGAUCCGUGGAGUCGGGGGAAAAAAAAGGAAUCAAGGAGAGCCAGUCGAGCCACUCAUCUCGGGGUCGCCUUAAAAUUUUUUCACACACGAGUACAUAGCCCAAAAAACUACGGGGGGUGGCCGGCCGAGCGACGAACCAGGGGGUGGGAAUCGCGACGUUCCUGAGGCAUCGAAAACCCCGUAUCGGGGAUACAAUAAGUCUCGUCACUGCUGGACACGAUGGAUUUAAAGAAUUGUAUUAACAUUUUUAAGCAUUCUGGUGAGCUCGAAUCCAGUAGCAGCAUUAUUACCUCGGAAGAGCACACCUACAAUAGCGCACCGUUCUAUUCUGGGCAGCUAACGAGCCUCGACGAGCCACAGGCCCUGGAUUUGGAAUCUGACUCGGACUUGUGGCCAAUUGACGUUAGUAGCUGUCGCAUUCACCAACAACAGAUAGAAGCGUCGCAUAGACUGAAAAGGGAAAAAGAGUCGACGGAAAAGGCAGACUUGCCGGCCAGUAGCAGGCCCGCAACAUUAGUUGGCGUAACAUGUCCGAGCCGCGCGGCUUCCGGCCAAUAAACCAGCUGUGGAGCGGCGCUGGAUCGACGGACGCGGACUCCGAGUGCCUGUACGAGGAAAUAAGCGGCCCCUCGGCCGAGGACUCGGCCUCAUCCGUUUGCGUGCACCCGGCCCAAGCGGCAGCCGCCGCGGCCCAUCAACGCAGCAUCAGGCGCAGCCGGAAGCUGGAGCAGCACGCCACAAGCCGGAGCAAGCGCUCGGGCGAGCCGGCCCCGUCCGAUCACCAUCAUCCGUACCACACGCAGCCCCGGCAUCGCUCAUCUAGUCAGCAGCAUGCGCUGCGACCCAGCAGCAUUCUGCAUCAUUCAACUUCGUCCGUGGGCGGGGGCAUCGGGGGCGGCAUCGAGAGCCGCCAGAGCCAAGCCGCGAGUUUCAAGCUGACGAGGGGGCGUUCCGCGGCAGCUCGUUACCUCCAGACGACGACGACCACGACGACGACCACGCACUACCAGCAGCCGGCACCUCUUGGGCUCGGCCUGCCGGCUCCACCGCACCUGCAGCAGCCCCAUCACCACCACCACCACAGUGCCCCGCCACGAGUGCCCAGGCACGGGCUCAGGCCUUCGACGAGACGCUCGCGCGGAUCCUACAGUAAUGAGACGCAGGAAGAGGUACAGGAGGAAGACGAGGCCACUCUCAGGGAGCUGCUCAUAAGUCUGCAGAAGCAGGUGAGCGUCAUGAGCAUGAACCUGUCGUCGAAGCUGGACGAGCUUCAGCGCGGCGACCGACAGCUCGAGACGACGGUCGCGCUCUGCGAGAUACGCACCCAACUCCAGGAGCUCACCAAGAGCGUCGAGUCCUGCCAGACCGAGGUCAGCGAGGUCAAGCGCGACAUGGUGGCCAUCAAGCACGAGUUGGAUACGGUACAGCAAGUCAAGGAGGAGAUAGAGGAGCUGCGGGAGUAUGUGGACAGACUGGAGGAGCAUUCGCACCGCAGGAAACUCAGGCUUUUGGAACAGGGGUUGACGUUCUCCCUGUCGUACACAAUACUGUCGGCAGUGCUGGGUAUGCUACAAUUUGGAUACAACACAGGAGUCAUCAACGCGCCACAAACUAACAUCCAAGACUUCAUAAAAGAUGUGUACAAGGAUCGAUACGGCGAGGACAUCUCCGAGAGCUGGGUGGAAACGCUUUACUCGGUGGCCGUCAGCAUAUUCGCUAUUGGCGGUAUGUUGGGCGGCUUCAGCGGUGGAUACAUCGGCAACAGAUUUGGCAGAAAAGGGGGCCUGUUGCUGAACAACGUGGUUGGCAUUUGCGGAGCCUGUCUGAUGGGCUGCACAAAGAUAAUGCGAGCGUACGAGAUCCUGUUCGUCGGGCGCUUCCUGAUCGGCGUCAACUGCGGCCUCAACACCUCCCUCGUGCCCAUGUACAUAUCGGAGAUAGCGCCUCUGAACCUGCGUGGUGGCCUCGGCACCGUCAACCAACUGGCUGUCACGAUCGGCCUGCUUAUGUCUCAGAUCCUCGGUACCCAGAAGUUGUUCGGCAACAACGAGAGCUGGCCCGUCUUGCUCGGUGUUGCCAUCGUCCCCGCCGUGCUGCAACUCCUGCUGCUGCCCUUCUGUCCUGAGUCACCCAGAUACCUGCUGAUCACCAAGCAGUGGGAGGAGGAGGCGCGCAAGGCGCUGCGCAAACUGAGGGCGAGCAACCAGGUUGAGGAGGACAUCGAGGAGAUGAGGGCCGAGGAAAGGGCCCAGCAGUCCGAGUCGACCAUCUCGAUGUCCGAGCUCAUCUGUAGCCCGACCCUCAAGCGGCCCCUGCUUAUCGGCGUCGUCAUGCAGCUAUCGCAACAACUGUCCGGCAUCAAUGCCGUGUUCUACUACUCGACGAGUUUGUUCGAGUCGUCAGGCCUGACACCGGAAAACGCAAAGUUCGCCACAAUCGGUAUCGGCGUCAUCAUGGUCGGCAUGACCCUCAUCUCGAUACCCCUGAUGGACCGCACCGGCCGACGAACCCUACAUCUAUACGGCCUCGGCGGCAUGUUUAUCUUUUCUAUAUUCAUCACAAUUUCCUUCCUCAUAAAGGAAAUGACGGAUUGGAUGUCAUACCUGGCGGUCGUCUCGAUCCUCGGCUUCGUCGUGUUCUUUGCCGUGGGCCCGGGCUCGAUACCCUGGAUGAUCACGGCCGAGCUGUUCUCCCAGGGCCCAAGACCGGCUGCCAUGUCCAUCGCCGUUCUCGUCAAUUGGACGGCCAACUUUUUCGUUGGCAUCAUCUUCCCGACCAUGAAGGUUACUCGUGAAAACAGGAAUGUCAGCUGGAAGAACCAGAAUACCAAGGAGAAGGAGCAGAAGGAAGAAAUGACAAAAGUAAUUAAAAAAAAGGAGGACAUCGUGUCGAAAAAGAGGAUAGAUAAUCAAAAGUCGAAUUAA
This is a messenger RNA of Copidosoma floridanum, 3172 nucleotides long. RefSeq names its product Glucose transporter 1 (gene Glut1). The record is from RefSeq and is a predicted model, not a curated record. Lineage: Eukaryota; Metazoa; Arthropoda; Insecta; Hymenoptera; Encyrtidae. Gene Ontology annotation, biological process: monosaccharide transmembrane transport. Gene Ontology annotation, cellular component: membrane. Gene Ontology annotation, molecular function: hexose transmembrane transporter activity.